Messenger RNA from Danio rerio (zebrafish), 1242 nucleotides. The record is from RefSeq and is a predicted model, not a curated record. NCBI's taxonomy places the organism in Eukaryota, Metazoa, Chordata, Actinopteri, Cypriniformes, Danionidae.
UCCAGAAGAUGUCAGUAAGUGUUGCUAACUAAAAUCCUCAAGUCUGUAUGGCUGCAGCCCAAAAUCCUUGCAACAGCGGAUAAUUUUAAGAAAACCGACUUCAAAACGCAUUUAGUUAAGCCAGUAAUUUAGAUUCAAACAUAAAACUUCAUAAUUUCUUUGUCAAACGUACCAUAUUUUCGAAGCAGCAACCGAAACACGCAACAAACACUCAAACAUCCACGUGCUCCAUUCAGACGCCGUUCAGGCGCGUGCACGCAGCUCGCUUCCCGUUCAAGAUGGCAGCCACCAUGAAGAAAGGAGUGGCAGCAGAGGAUGUCAAUGUAACAUUUGAGGACCAGCAAAAGAUAAACAAGUUUGCCAGGAACACAAAUCGGAUGUCUGAACUGAAAGAUGAAAUCGAGGCCAAAAAGAAAUCUUUACAGAACUUAGAGGAUGCCAGUGAUGACCUCAUGAUGUGUGAGGAUGAUUCGAUGCUGAUCCCGUAUCAGAUUGGAGACGUGUUUAUCAGUCACUCGCAAGAAGAGACGCAGGAGAUGCUGGAGGCAGCAAAGGAAGCUCUGCAGGAAGAGAUCAAGGCUCUGGAAGGUCGCGUCUCAUCCAUACAGGGGGUCCUGGGAGAUUUAAAGGUUCAAUUAUACGCCAAGUUUGGAAACAACAUCAACUUAGAGGCGGACGAGAGCUGAAACCUUUAGCUGGUGGACUUGACCUCAUAGACUGUCCAUCUCUAACAGGACAGGACAUUUCUACAAAUCUUGUCCGGUUUACUCCAGUGAUGUCUGUUCAGUUUCACAUCUUGUUACGUUUAAUCAAGUUCUUGAGGUGUUGCAUCCAGGUGGUUUUUGGGGGACGAAUGAAAUGUCCAGAAUGAGAGAAUUGAAAGGCACUGAUGUCAAAAUAAAAAAAAGAAGAAACAUUUUUUUUUAUGAGUUCCUUCAAUUUGGGUUCAGUAUUGAGGUGAAUGUUUCUUGUUGGCACAGUUAUAGUGUUUUGAGCAAAUAGCAAAGGAUGCAUGCAGUGCUUAAUUUGUAAAUGAACAAUUUCCAGAACAAUACCAGGAUAUAAAAGUUACUGUGACCGGCACCCACCACAAUUUCAGGUUUCCAGGAACAUGACAUCACUAAACGGUGAUAGCACCAAUGGUGAUCAGUUUACUAAUACCACUGACUUUCAUUUCACUUCACUAUUAUGUGACAAGUGGAAAAAAAAAUUAAAAUACUCACCGUCUAAUCUUCAAGAACA